Molecule: messenger RNA, 1515 nt
Organism: Exophiala bonariae
Lineage: Eukaryota; Fungi; Ascomycota; Eurotiomycetes; Chaetothyriales; Herpotrichiellaceae
Exons: 1
Coding region: 1-1515 (504 amino acids)
Source: RefSeq, a predicted model, not a curated record
AUGGCGUCCACCUCCAAUCUACCUAGCUUACCCGCCGAAAUACUUUUGUUGAUACUAGGGUACUCCCGGGAACUAUCCCUCAUCAACGUUUGUCGAGAGCUCCGUGCCUGUCUUCCUCCUUUCACAACCUUGGCCCGAUCAUUCGCUAUUCUUGCGUUCAGUAAGAUCAGUCCCAUACACGCAUCGUUCCAUGAUCGACCGUGGAGACAAAAUCUCACAUUCCCGGGGCCGGUGACGGAGUCCUUCCUACAGCAGUAUCAUGCUGUCUUGGGCAUUGGGAUGAACGUGUCAUUUCCACUCUCCUCCAAAGAGCGUGCACAACUUCAACAUGACGUCUUAUGCAGUGGGUGGUGGAAUAUUAGCCGCUUCCAUGCGGUCCAUUUGUUCCUUUUCAGACACCAUCUCUUGAGCUUUAGAGCCCGUUUGGACGAACCCGAUUUGCUCACAGGGUUUGAUCAAAUUGAUAAACUCGAUGCUUAUAUUCGCAGAUUCGAGAGUCAUUGGGCGAGUUGGACAGCGCCUCGAAAUGGAGUAGGUCCCAAGGACUUGCCGCUCAUUUUACCAUGGAAGUCAAUGCCCAAUUAUCAUUUGUCUAUCAUCAUAUCUGUGCCUCUGAUGAAGCCUUCACCGGCGUUGCAGAUCUCGUGGGAUGGAUUCGCGCGACCGCAACCGGGGGAUGAACUUUUCACUGAAGAAGCCUGCGAAGUCACCCUGAGCCAACACGCCUUUAUAUUUCGACAAGCAUGGGCUGGGACAGAAUGCUGGAACGUUUUGCGAAUCAACGAAAGCGAACCGGAAGACCUUCCCAGCCGACUAUCCUUCGGGGGACAACAGAGUAGCGCAAUUCUCGAGAACAUGAAAGCAGACAGCAAGGGUAGACCAUACUUCCUACCGCCACGGCCUCUGCUCACCUCACCACUGACUGCACAAAAACGGGGCAUCCUGGUAUAUCUGAUUCAAGAAGCCGGUGGCCGCUGUUUCAUCACUGACAUCCCUUCCCUCAAUCAUGACAGCACUCGAGCAGAUGACGAAAAGAUUCUUCACCACGCCAUCCUCGAGGCAAUCCCGCUCGGAGACCUUCCAUUCCUCAAGAUCCUCCUGAUCAUGCUCCAAGGCCAGAGUCCACCACAUCUCAGCGCCGACCAAAGCUUUACGGGUGAGCUGAUUUCGUCGGCACCUGGAAGUCGGGAUCGACCGAUGGUACAGUUGUACCUCGAGAAGGCCUCAUGGUCACAGGACAACAUGGACGAGUACGUCCUCAAGGCCAUGCGAUGUGGCAAUCCCGAAGCCCUUUCAAUUCUGCUCGAUAUCUAUGCUGUCUAUGACAAGCGUAUGGAGGACGUUGAACGGUUUGAAGAACGCAUGUGCGAACUCCUGUGGCAGAGUAUGGAGCAAAAAUGUGACUCACACGACCGAAUCCGUGACGUGGUGGUAAGGAAGGUCAAGUCCUUAAAGGCUGCGGUGUGUAAUAUGUUUUUCACUCGCGAUAAGUGGAUGGUGGAGUCGGAAGCGUAG